GCUGUAUCGUAUCAGUCUGUUCCGUUUUUUAAGUUUAACAAUGAAGGUUAAUAAUCGUCAAUUGCUAUUAAUCAGCUUUGAAGAAGCUGAUUUUGAGGGCAGACUUCACUACAAAAAAGUGUCUAUGUUUUGGAGUAAUGAUAAAGGAUUUAAAGAGCGGUGGUUCAAACUCAAGCACAACAUGUUGUUUUAUUUUAAAAUGAACGAGACAUUUCCGAUGCUUAAGGAGCCUGCUGGUGUCUUUAUUCUCGAAAAUUACAAUGUGCAAUAUGAAGAAAAUGGCGAAGUUCCUUUUUCUUUUUCUAUCACUUUUAACUACGAGCCCGAUGUUAAAUAUUUGUUUUCUGCUCGAUCUGAUGAUGUUGUAUUUUCUUGGAUAUCUAUACUGAGAAGUUCUUCGUUUGGAUAUUUGAAGGAAAAAAUGCACAACCUUCAAAAACAAAUACAUGAAAAGACUGAAACAGAUGAAAAGAUGACUCGCAAAACAGGAAGACAGGAGGAAAGAGUUUUCAAUUUUUCCAAUGUAAAUCUUCAGAUAGAAAAUUUAAAUUUUAAUAAUGAAAAGACUGACAGUAGAAAGAAAAAUGAAAAUGUUGAUAUUAAUUAUAGUUUACCAAAAACCAAGGUUGGUGACGAUGCUACUAAAAGUGAAGUAGAUCUUAUAUUAUUGUAAAAGUUUUAAUUUGAGUUAAUCAAAUUGUUCUUCACAUUGUGGUCCAUUGUUCCUGUUCACUGAAAAUUUAAAUUGUUGUGUAAUUUAAUUUAUUUUUAUGAAGUUAGUUCGGACGACAUUGUUUCGUUCAGAUUAUUGAUGAUUAUUUUUGAGAUUUCUCAAAAUAAGUGUUAUUUUCUAUCUA
Molecule: messenger RNA, 857 nt
Organism: Nezara viridula (southern green stink bug)
Lineage: Eukaryota; Metazoa; Arthropoda; Insecta; Hemiptera; Pentatomidae
Source: the annotation of a GenBank genome assembly